This is a messenger RNA of Lingula anatina, 3171 nucleotides long. RefSeq names its product U3 small nucleolar RNA-associated protein 14 homolog C-like. Gene Ontology annotation, cellular component: small-subunit processome; nucleolus. Gene Ontology annotation, biological process: rRNA processing. Lineage: Eukaryota; Metazoa; Brachiopoda; Lingulata; Lingulida; Lingulidae. The record is from RefSeq and is a predicted model, not a curated record.
GGAACUGAAUCUGCUGCAUCAUUUAGGCCCAACUGAUCAAUACCUGCAGUGUUAAUUAUGGACAGCGAAGAUAAUGUUGAAAUAAGUGCAAGUGAAGAGGAAGGAGAUGAUGAAGAAAAACAUGCCAGGCUUCUGGAUGCUGUGAGCUCCCUUAGUGGUGGAAAAAGCAAGGUGUUACAGAGAUCAGAAGCUUCUCUCACAGUGUCUGAGUUCAGCAUUGGCACUAGUAAAGAUUCAGAAAAGGUGAAACUGCAUGAUCUGGUUGGAUCACUUAGAAACACAACCAAACAUGGGGAUCUGAAGAAGCAACUGAACACUGUUAAUAAGCGAAACAAGGUUCUUCAACAACCACUACCAAAACCUGAACAGGAAAGGAUUCAAAGGACAGUUGCAUAUGAAGAUGCUUCUAAAGAAGUAGCAAAAUGGGACCCUGUGGUAGAGAAGAAUAGAAGAGCUGAUCAACUCAAGUUUCCUCUCCAGCAGCCUAAUCUACGUUUGCACACUACAGAUCAGUUUGUCAAAAGAUUUCAGAUUAUGGACAGCGAAGAUAAUGUUGAAAUAAGUGCAAGUGAAGAGGAAGGAGAUGAUGAAGAAAAACAUGCCAGGCUUCUGGAUGCUGUGAGCUCCCUUAGUGGUGGAAAAAGCAAGGUGUUACAGAGAUCAGGAGCUUCUCUCACAGUGUCUGAGUUCAGCAUUGGCACUAGUAAAGAUUCAGAAAAGGUGAAACUGCAUGAUCUGGUUGGAUCACUUAGAAACACAACCAAACAUGGGGAUCUGAAGAAGCAACUGAACACUGUUAAUAAGCGAAACAAGGUUCUUCAACAACCACUACCAAAACCUGAACAGGAAAGGAUUCAAAGGACAGUUGCAUAUGAAGAUGCUUCUAAAGAAGUAGCAAAAUGGGACCCUGUGGUAGAGAAGAAUAGAAAAGCUGAUCAACUCAAGUUUCCCCUCCAGCAGCCUAAUCUACGUUUACACACUACAGAUCAGUUUGUCAAAAGAUUUCAGCCAAGGACUCCCCUUGAGAAAGAGAUAGCCACCUUGUUGCAUGGAAGUCAGAAUGUAAUGAUGCAAGAGAAAGCUUUGACUGCUGCUGAAGAAAAAGCUCUAAAGGCAAUGAGUCUAGAAGAGGCUAAAACUCGUAGAGCAGAGCUACAAAAAUAUAGAGCUCUGCUGUCUUACAAAGAAGCCAAGUCAAGACGUCAAAACAAGAUAAAGAGUAAGAGAUACCAUCGUAUAAAAAAGAAAGAAAAAAUGAAAGAGGAAAAGAAAGCAUUGGAGGAACUGCAAAAGACUGACCCAGAAGCUUACCUAGAAAAACUCCAAAUGCUAGACAAACAGAGAAUGCAGGAAAGAAUGAGUUUGAAGCACAAAGGAGGCAGCAAGUAUAUGAGGAAUGUGGUACUGUAUGGGAAGCACAAUGAUCAUAGUCGCCAGGCAGUUCAAGACAUGUUGCAGAAAAAUAAAGAAUUAACCAACAAACCAGCUAUAUCUAGUGAAAGUGAUGGCAGCGACACUGAAGAACCUAUGAAUGGCAACACAAGAGCAAUGAGUGAUAAAUCUAGUGCAAAUCCUUGGAUGACCAUGUUGCCAAAACAUCAUUCUGUCUAUAAGAAGCCUGAUGCAGUGGUAAAUUUGGAAGCACAAGUUUUGAUUCAAGAUGAAAAAGGCAAAGAUUCAGACGAUAGCAAUGAUGAAAAAGAAAUCCAGCAACCCACAAAGGAACUUGAAGCUGGAAAAAAGAAAGAAGACAUUGAUGAUGAUGUUGAAUGCGAAGAAGAGGAUGAUGAGAGUGAAAAUGAGAAACUUGAUGAAUUAUUUGAUGUUCUAGAAAGGAAAAAACAGGAGCAAUUGUUGAAGUCUAGUAAAAGACCAAAGGAGAAGAAAUCUAACACAAAUGAACCAUCUGUGAAGAAACCAGAAAAGAAUGCCAAAAAGAGAACACAGGAGAAACAGAGACCAGUAAAAGAUGAUACAUCUGGUAGUGAUAGUGAAGGUAAUGAGGAAGAAGAAGAAGAAGAAGAAAAAGAUGGAGGUGAAAACAGUGACCUAGACUAUGAAAUGGAAGAUAGUGGAGAUGAGCUCAUAACUCAAGUUUUGAAAAGAAAGCGAAAAUAUGAGGACUUUGAAAGAAACAUGUCUGAUGAUGAUGAUGAUAAUCUAAAGACUUUAAAGAAAGAGAGCAAAAAGCACAAGGUAAAAGACAAUGAACAGUCUAGUUCAGCAGAAGGAGAGAUUCAGGUAGACCCAAAAAAGAUUGUCACCGUAGGAAGUAAAUCUGUAUGCCCCUCACAGAUUCCUAACAUAGUAGGUAAUGAGGAAGAUGAAGAAGAUCCAGUGGAAACCCAAAGGAUGACAAUUGCCCAGGCCUUUGCUAGUGAUGAUGUUGUAGAGGAGUUCAACAUGGAGAAGACUCGCCUUGAAGAACGUGACAAACCCAAGGAUAUUGACCUGACAUUGCCAGGUUGGGGAGACUGGGGAGGAACUGGGUUAAAAGUGUCUAGGAAGAAAAAGAAGAGGUUCUUGAUCAAAGCUCCUCCUUUGCCACCAAGAAAGGAUAAAGACAAACAAAAUGUCAUCAUCUCUGAGACCAAGGACAACAGCAUAGCUAAACAUCAGGUAAAUGAUCUGCCUUUUCCGUUCAGUAAUAUUAAACAAUUUGAGAGUGCUAUUCGUGCACCAAUUGGCAAAACAUGGAACCCAGAGACUGCAUACCGAAAGAUGAUUCGUCCCAAAGUUCUGACAAAACUAGGCACUGUGAUUGAACCAAUGGACAAAAGUGAAGUAUUCAAAAAACAGCAAAUGAAGGGAGGAGGGAAGGGUUUACCAGUUGCUCAGAAAAAAGAAAAAACCAGAGGCAGUAAACAAAGUAAAAAAAGGAAACAAAAGACUUAAAAUACAAUUGCCCCAAAAAAAAUAUUGUUUUAGAACAGUUUAGUUGGUAUAAUCAUAACAUUGACUCAUCUUCCAUGUUACAUGGAGUUAUAAACUGAUUACACCAUUGCAACCAUUAUAACCAUUGACCAUGAAAGACAUUUAUAUGAACCACAUGAAUUUUUUUCAUGUGUGUAAUAAUGAUGAAAAAUAUUCCAUUGUUUAAAAAAAGUUUACCCUGCAAAUGCUAUAAAAAUAGAAUAAAAGCAUUUCAUAUUGAGAGCAUAUAAAAUUGUA